This is a messenger RNA of Pogona vitticeps (central bearded dragon), 3978 nucleotides long. The record is from RefSeq and is a predicted model, not a curated record. NCBI's taxonomy places the organism in Eukaryota, Metazoa, Chordata, Lepidosauria, Squamata, Agamidae.
AGGGAAGCCGAUAUGCCUGCACUCGGCUGCUGAGUGCGCGGCUUCCUCCCAUCCGGGGCAAACGAGACCGCUGCUGGCUUGAGGGAGCGCGGCGGUUGGGGUGGGGGUGUUGGAGCCCAUGACCUUGGGAUAAGGUGGACCCAGGUGGAUGGCAAGCCCACACCGAGUCGCUGACCUUCAGGAGCUCUCCUCGACCCAGGGACGGAUUGAGAUUCAGGCCAAGCAAAGGAGUUGCUGCCGGCCACUCAAAAGGAAAAAAAAAAAUGUCCUGAUGCCUUUUUUAUGAGCUUUUAUUAACUCGGAGGUUAAGAAUUGCCCCUUUCCUCAAAGCCCAACUCUUCCGGGUCGCUUGAAAGCCUGCCUGAAGGGGGAGGGUGGCAGGAUGAGUGUGUGGGGGGGCCGGCCUGGAUCCUGGAGACCUUCAGGGGCCCCUCCGGGUUUGUCUCCUGAAGCCAUGAGCAGCGUCCCCCCCCCCGGCCUUGUAUCCCCACCCAUUGGGAUGUUCCUGGUCUGCCUGGGAAAGAGCUCGCCCCCCCCUUUGGAAAAGGAGGAGGAUGGGGGGCCCCAGGAGGGUUUGGGGUUCCCGGCAUGGCGCUUCUGUGGAAGGGUGCUGUCAGCUGCAGCCUGCUGGGUCAGGUCAGGUCGGGCGAGGGGGUUGCAGUGGCCCUGCGAGCGCCACCCCCCCGCCCCUCCGCGCCCGUGUGCAGGGCACCCAGCCUUUGCUUCUCUCCCCCCAGCUGAACAUCCUGGUGGACACCGGGAGCAGCAACUUUGCCGUCGGUGCGGCUCGCCAUCCUUUCCUGAGGCGUUACUACCAGCGCCAGCUCUCCAGCACCUACCGUGACCUGCGGAAAGGGGUCUACGUGCCGUACACCCAAGGGAAGUGGGAAGGGGAGCUGGGCACAGACCUGGUGACGAUCCCCCACGGCCCCAACGUCACCGUUCGCGCCAACAUCGCUGCCAUCACGGAUUCGGACAAGUUCUUCAUCAACGGCUCUAACUGGGAAGGGAUUCUGGGCCUGGCCUAUGCCGAGAUCGCCCGGCCCGACGACACCCUGGAACCCUUCUUUGACUCGCUGGUGAAGCAGACGCAGGUGCCGAACAUCUUCUCCUUGCAGCUCUGCGGAGCGGGCUUCCCACCGAAUGACUCGGAGGCCUUGGCCUCCGUGGGGGGCAGCAUGAUCAUUGGGGGCAUCGACCCCUCCCUCUCCAGGGGCAGGAUCUGGUACACCCCCAUUCGGAAAGAGUGGUACUACGAGGUGAUCAUUGUCAAGAUCGAGAUCAACGAGCAAGACCUCCAGAUGGACUGCAAGGAGUACAACUAUGAUAAGAGCAUCGUGGACAGUGGGACCACCAACCUCCGGCUCCCGAAGAAGGUCUUUGAGGCGGCUGUGAAAGCCAUCAAGACGGCGUCCUCGACGGAGAAGUUCCCCGAUGGCUUCUGGCUGGGGGAGCAGCUGGUCUGCUGGCAAAUGGGCACCACCCCCUGGCACAUUUUCCCCGUCAUCUCCCUCUACCUGAUGGGCGAGACCACCAACCAGUCCUUCCGCAUCAGCAUCCUGCCCCAGCAAUACCUGCGGCCCGUGGAGGACGUGGCGACCUCUCAGGACGAGUGCUACAAGUUUGCCGUCUCCCAGUCUUCCACCGGCACCGUUAUGGGGGCCGUCAUCAUGGAGGGCUUCUAUGUGGUCUUUGACCGGGCGCGCAAGCGCAUCGGCUUUGCUGUCAGCUCCUGUCACGUGCACGACGAGUUCCGGAUGGCGACGGUCGAGGGGCCCUUCCCGCAGGCAGACAUGGAGGACUGCGGCUACAACAUUCCCCAGACGGACGAGUCGACGCUGAUGACCAUCGCCUACAUCAUGGCUGCCAUCUGUGCCCUCUUCAUGCUCCCGCUCUGCCUCAUGGUCUCCCAGUGGCGCUGCCUGAGCUGCCUGCGCCGGGGCCGCGAUGACUUUGCGGACGACAUCUCCCUCCUCAAGUAAGCCGCCACCUCGCCCCGAGCCGCCCCGAAGCCCCACCACGCUGCUGGCGCUGCACCCCCUCGCCCCGCCCCGAGUCUGUGGCCCUGGAAGCAGGCCGGCCCAGAUGUGGGUGCACCGGGGGGGGCAUGGACUCGCCCUUCCAGCGUCGGCCUGUGCUUCGGCCCAGGGGGGCUGCCGCCACCUUGGGGGCCCAUUGACCGCCUGACCGACCGACUGCCCUCCCGCAUGGACUGGUUGUUCGUGGAACCGAAAGCCGCCAGAGACGGUCAACGAGGGAGGGAGGGAAAGGGCCUUUUCUUACAACCAAGGGUCUCCCUUCCCCGCUCUUUACCUUGGGUAGGUGGGAGAGCCCUGUUCGUGCUCAGCAGGGAUGAGCAGUGUCUGUGUGUGCGUGUGUGUGUGGAAGGGAGGGCAGGCUGACCUUUGGGCUCUGUGGGGCAGAAGCUGGAGCCCUUCCCCGUGCGGUCAGCUCCGGAGCCCUUUCCUCCCUUGGUUGCCGAUGGGCUCCGUGGGGGGGGUGCGGAGUGGCUGAAGCUGUGCAGCCCUGCCUGCUCCCACCCCCACCCACCCCCUCCCCAAAGGCAGCCACGGUUUGAGACUUUCCUCAAAGCAUGGAGGGGGUGAGGAAAAAGAGAAAGAGUCCCCCCCCCCUCGCCCGAGUUUUCCUUCUGUGUAGACCUGAGGAGAAUCGCUUGUAGUUCUUGAGGGACUUUCUCUCUCAAAUAUAUACACAUCAUAUCUAACUUUAAAAACAGCAAACAGAAAGAGGAGCUGGUCACCCAAUUAAGGGAUGUGUGUGUGUGUGUGUGUGGGGCUCCCCAGGUUCCCACUUUGCAUUUUGCUUGGUGGAAUCUCUUCAAGAUCCCUCCUUCCCCAAUUGGGGAGGGGUGUUUCUGGGACAGCCCCUGUUUCUGGGGGGGGGGGCUCCAAGUGUGUGCACUUUGCUGAGGGCCCCGAUUCAUGACCAAGGACAAGCACAGGUCUUUUCCUGCCUCUAGGGGUGUGGAGGGCCAUCGUGCCCCUCAUGCUCCCUUUAAUUUCAGGACGCUGCCCAGACUUUUGGGGGGUGGGUGGAAGGGCAGCCACCUCUUCUCUCCUCAGGACUCCUGGCCUGCCCUGUCUCUCCCCCCCCCAAUCCCCAAUGCAUUUUCUCCUUGGCUCCUCAAUGGUGGGAUGAGGGCAGGGGGCUGUAUUUUCAAAGGCUACCAUGUUGGUGAGUUGGGGCUGUAAGGUCCUCCCCCUGGACCGGCUCCCCCACCCCAAGCUCGUGUGAGACAUUUCCCCCCCCCCAUGAGCUGGCCUCUGGGGUUCCAGUGUAAGCUGCUCCCGCCCCGAAGACCUUCGCCCCUUGGCGCUCUGCCCGUCGCCUUUGCGGGCAGGAGGGGUCUUGAGACAGUCGGUUCCCAAGAGAUGGGGGGCCUCUCUUGCGUGGCCCAUGUUGGUAGGAAAAGAUGCCACCUCCUAUUCCCGGCACUUAGACACAGCAGGAUUCCCCACUCACCCUGGCCCGCACCCCAUGGGAGAAUCAGGCCAAAUGCUUGCCUUUUGGAUAAUGCAUCUACCCCCCCCUCCAACACACACACACACGAAGGAAGGGGGGGAGGUCAACACCCACAGCCCCAGGAACACCCCGGCUGGGUGUUUUGGCUCCACGUGCCCAGGCGUGUUUGAGAUGCAGGAGUGAAGGUGACCAUGUGGGAUCAUGGGGAGGUGGGGCUGAGCACCCUGGCAGGCAGAGAGGUUCCCCCCCCACAGCCCUGUGUGGAAGGACGUGCUGCCGCCCUCCUCUCUCUUCUACUGCCCUCCCAUUCCAACCACACCCCUCCAUCAUUACUGUAUUUGUUCUGUUAAAAGAAACAUGCGUUUAGGCUUUUCUGCAGAAAAGAGCCUUUUCCCGGGGCCCGGGCAGCUGCGUUGUGGGCGCAGGUGGCUGCCUCCUGCCAGAUGCUUUUUGCUUGUACAAUAUUCUGUAAAUAUUUGUACUGUGGGCUUCUGA